Messenger RNA from Aspergillus fijiensis CBS 313.89, 1065 nucleotides. RefSeq names its product cytochrome P450. Gene Ontology annotation, molecular function: monooxygenase activity; heme binding; iron ion binding. The record is from RefSeq and is a predicted model, not a curated record. Lineage: Eukaryota; Fungi; Ascomycota; Eurotiomycetes; Eurotiales; Aspergillaceae. The coding region runs from base 1 to 1065 and encodes 354 amino acids. The transcript has 4 exons.
AUGCGCGAACCCGCUGUCGUACUGCCCGCGCAGCAGGUCCGCCAGCACGAACAGCAGGCAGCACACCAGAAUCACCUCGCGGAAGCGCGGGGCGAAGAAUGGAAAACCCUCCGCAAGCGCUUCAACCUGGGCUUCGCGCCCCAGCACCUGAUGACCCUCCUCCCGCGGAUCGUGGCCAUGUCGCGCCGCUUCGUCGAGACUCUGGACCGCCACGCCAAGUCCGGGGAGGAGUUCCGGCUGGACGAACCCUGCAUCAACCUCACCUUCGACAUCAUCGGCGCAAUCACCCUGGAUGACAAGGUGCUCACCCAGACCAGCGACCAGCUCAAAUCGUUCCUGUUCGCCGGAUAUGACACCACCAGCAUCGUCCUGCAGUGGACCUUCUACGAGCUCAGCCGCACCCCGCGCGCGCUGCAGGCCGUCCGGGCGGAGCUGGCCGCGCUGUUCGGGCCGGAUCCCGCUCCGGUCGUUGUCUGGGAACGGCUGACUGCACCCGCGGGCGAACACCUCCUCAACCAGAUGCCGUACACCUCCGCCGUGAUCAGAGAGGUUCUCCGGCUGCAUCCCCCCUCCGGCAGCGCGCGCUUUACCGCCCCAGGCACGGGGUUUACCGUCCAGCUUCCCGGGGGUGAGGCACUGUGUCUCGAUGGAAUGGUCGUCUAUAACUGCGAGACCCUGAUCCAUCGCGACGAGGUGGUGUACGGCGCGACCAAGGACGUGUUCCGGCCUGAGCGGUGGUUGGAGUCGUCUGAUCACGAGAAGCAGAUGAUCCCCGCCAGCGCGUGGCGGGCGUUCGAGCGCGGGCCCCGGAAUUGCAUCGGGCAGGAGCUGGCCACUCUGGAGGUGCGGGUGAUUCUGGCGUGUACGGUGCGCCGGUAUGAGAUUACGAAGGUUGGCUUGGGGGCGGUUGUGAGGGAUGAGAGGGGGCAGCCCGUCAUGGGGGCGCAGGGGCAGUUUGCUGUCCGCAGGGAAUUGUUUAAUACUAUGCAGAUCACGGCAAAACCGGUAGAUGGGACGAGGGUCCGAGUUGCGUUUGCUGCGGAGGACGGUGCUUGUUCGGUUUAG